Exaiptasia diaphana is the source of this 2379-nucleotide messenger RNA. RefSeq lists its product as uncharacterized. Lineage: Eukaryota; Metazoa; Cnidaria; Anthozoa; Actiniaria; Aiptasiidae. The transcript has 2 exons. Gene Ontology annotation, biological process: protein N-linked glycosylation. Gene Ontology annotation, molecular function: alpha-(1->6)-fucosyltransferase activity. The record is from RefSeq and is a predicted model, not a curated record. Bases 160 to 1425 code for a protein of 421 amino acids.
AUGGUUGCAAGAGGCACCUGCAGAUGUUGAUGACAAAAAAAUCUUCAAACUGCUUAGCUUCAAUACUGCUAAGACAUCAUCGCAUAUGUACAUGUAUGCUUAAUUCUUUCAGAGAGAAUUCCGAAUUAAAAGCGACGUGUCCAAGUUGGUGCUGGGCAAAUGAUCUUUAAGCCCAAAAAAUGUCUUCUUUUUCUGGUAUUUCUAUCGCUUCUUGUCAUCGUUGUUUUCUUGRCGGUUCCUGAUUUGUAUGAAACAUUAUUAGAGGCUUCAUACGCUUUUGAAGACGACCAAUUCCGACCUCUCAACACUUCAUACAAAUGCGAUGGAAAAUGGAUCGAGUGGUACAAAAAAUUUCACGAAGAAAGCCUCAAUUCAAACAACCCUAAACGUCGUUUCUUGGUAUUCUACUGUCCUGGACACGAUGGUGGUUGUGGAGGGUAUGGAAAUCGUAUGGUAGGUUUAGUUUCAACAUUUUACUUGGCUGUUUUACUUGGGAGAGUGUUCAUGCUUCAUUGGGGAGGCCCUGAAAACCUGGAAUCKUUUGUAGUCCCCAACGAGAUUGACUGGAGAUACAAUGGGACACAAUUCGAGGGGGCUCAAUCAGUAAGGACAUUCCACUGGGGUUCGUACAGACCCGACGGGUAUGACAAAUAUAAGAUUUUUUCAGAGUCRAAUUUCUUGGAUUGGAUUAAAGGUAGUGAUUUUAACAUCGUCCUCGAUCGUCAGGUAGAAAAACUUGACACGGUUUGGUAUUUCGCYGAGAAAUUAUGGGAGAACCGUUUUCUUAAGAAGCGCGCAAAGGAGCUUGGCCUACCGGGUGUGGUUUUUAACCACCCCUACGCAAUGAUUGGCUGUGCGAUGAAGUUUUUGUUCAAGAAAACGAGGUUUCUUAUGAAAGAGUUUGGAAAGAUUCGAACGAUUUUAAAGUCACGUGAGAGACCUUAUAUUGGCAUACAUAUUCGAACAAGUGAUCAUCACUGGGGAUCAACGAACCGCCACAGCUACAGAACACAAAGUCCUAAGCGAGUCUUCUUAUGUGCUCAGCGUAUCGAAAAGGUACUGCAUAAAAAAUACCCCAAACUUAAAGACAGACCGUUGACAUGGAUACUAGCCGCUGACGACAUAAAAUUAAAACAUUCGGCUCAGAAUCAGUAUCCUAGUAACGUCGUGACGUCAAAUCUUCUUCCUCGGCAUUUGGAUAUAAAUGGUCAAGAUUACCAGGACAUAUUACGGGAUAUUUUUAUGGAUCAAUUGUUGCUUCUAGAGUGUGAYUAUUUUCUACCAACAUUUGAUAGUACUUUUAGUUAUGUUGUCUUGGGACUGAAGCCAUUUUCAGYGAGAAGUUUCGUUUUUGGUGAAAAGUGCGUUUUGAAUGAAAGAAUGGUAACUUUAGUUGACRUAAAAAAGAAAAAGAAAARACUUUAAACUCUAAAGAGCCAAGGACAACCGGCAUCCCUUGCGAGUUUCUACUUGAUACAAACUUUGUUUUCCCUUUAUGYCCCAUGAAUGAGUUAUUACAAGAUCCCACCUUAUAUAUAUGGAUUGUAAACUGAAAAGUCAUCUCAUGCUAGUUGGCUAUGUCCCUGUAUUGUGCGUAGGGAUGAAAUGACURUUCAGUUUACACYUAAUUGAAAAAAACGUGGCGCCUCGAAAAGGUGAUGUUAUYAAGACYGCAGUGGUUCUUGGAUACUCAGAAAGUCGGAUCAUAUUUGCCUAAGCAUGUCUCGUAAUAGCAUAACUCGACAAGAUAGCCRUAGACCUUUUCUGAAAUACAAAAUCAUAGUGCAUUGUGGUCUAGYUUCAGYACAAACAACACCAUAUAUGGCAGCAUGAUCAAAAGAUGUUUGUACCGAAUCUAGACCACAAUGCAAUGCAAACUGCUAUCUCAGAGGCCUAAUUUAUUCAGUGCAGGWAAUCUUUUGACACUAAAAUAUAUAUAUUCUGUCAUUCAUGACAUUUGCUUUCCCAUGCUCCCUUUCGGUCUUAGCUUUGAUGACGUAACAUUUUGCARCCCGACUAGGUUUUUUCUAUAGGCAGCGUGCAGCGAUGGCAUUUUGUACAGCAAAGCAUGAUGAUAGUUGUAGUACUCGUAAUUUUUUACGUCCGCUACAACAGUCAUCUCAAACAGAUUUUGCUUUUUCUGAGUAAAAGAUSAAGUAGUUGUACCGUUUUUACAAAGAAAAAAKAAAAACRCAUUUUAUGGAGAUAAUUUACGGUGUAUGAUAAGCACGAAGGCUACAACUACCAUCAUGCUUUGCUGCACAAAAUGGCGUCGCUACACACUGACUAUUAGGUGUAUUUAGAUUUAAGUAGGGGAGAAUAUUAUACAUUAAUAUGCCAUCAAAACUAUGUUUGAAUGAAAAUGUUUAUUAUACGUAA